AGCUAACUCUGAGAUGUGGUCUUUGUCUGACCCUUCCAGGGGUCCUGAAGAAUGCUGCACCCAGAACAGGUUCUCUUCUCCCCACCAGCACAAGGACAGGCCAAAGGACAAGCACUGUCCCUCAGAACCCAAGGCCCAGCAGGCUGGGUUGGGGGUUCAGGGCCUCCCACCUCCUUACCCAGGGGAGGAGCCAGGGCUCCUGCUCAGCCUGGACUCCAGCUGUCAGAGGCCAGGCCUGAGCCACACCAGGCUGGGGAGCGGCUGGCCGGGAGCCUGAGGCUGAGACUGGGCCCGGGAGGUUUUGUCCAGGCUGGGUCGUGCAGGAAAGGAAUGGAGCCAGGAGCACCUCAAAGUCCAGCCCGGUGGUGAGCGACUCACCGAUGAGCAUGGAGCUGGCGGCGAUGGGGCCUGGAGCUGCAGGAAAUGGGGCCAGGACGGCGACAGUUCCACGUUCAGCCCUGGGCGCCGGAGUCAGCCUGCACGCCUACGACAUCGGGGUGCUGGUCGUCUACUUUGUCUUCGUCAUUGGCGUGGGGGUCUGGUCGUCCAUCCGUGCAAGCCGAGGGACCAUUGGUGGCUACUUCCUGGCAGGGAGGUCCAUGAGCUGGUGGCCGAUCGGAGCAUCUCUGAUGUCCAGCAACGUGGGUAGUGGCUUGUUCAUCGGCCUGGCUGGGACAGGGGCUGCUGGAGGCCUCGCCGUGGGUGGCUUCGAAUGGAAUGCAACCUGGCUGCUGCUGGCCCUCGGCUGGGUCUUCGUCCCUGUGUACAUCGCAGCCGGUGUGGUCACAAUGCCGCAGUACCUGCAGAAGCGGUUUGGGGGCCAGAGGAUCCAGGUGUACAUGUCUGUGCUGUCUCUCAUCCUCUACAUCUUCACCAAGAUUUCGACUGACAUCUUCUCUGGAGCCCUCUUCAUCCAGAUGGCCUUGGGCUGGAACCUCUACCUCUCCACAGUGAUCUUGCUGGUGGUGACGGCCGUCUACACCAUCGCAGGGGGCCUCACGGCCGUGAUCUACACAGACGCUCUGCAGACGGUCAUCAUGGUGGGGGGAGCCCUGGUCCUCAUGUUUCUGGGCUUCAAGGAGGUGGGCUGGUACCCAGGGCUGGAGCAGCGGUACAGACAGGCCAUCCCUAACGUCACAGUCCCCAACACCACCUGCCACCUCCCCCGGCCCGAUGCCUUCCACAUGCUUCGGGACCCUGUGAGCGGGGACAUCCCUUGGCCAGGCCUCAUUUUCGGGCUCACGGUGCUGGCCACAUGGUGCUGGUGCACAGACCAGGUCAUUGUGCAGAGGUCGCUCUCUGCCAAGAGUCUGUCCCAUGCCAAGGGAGGCUCGGUGCUGGGGGGCUACCUGAAGAUCCUGCCCAUGUUCUUCAUCGUUAUGCCCGGCAUGAUCAGCCGCGCUCUGUACCCAGAUGAGGUGGGCUGCGUGGACCCCGACAUCUGCCAGAGAAUCUGUGGGGCCCGCGUGGGCUGUUCCAACAUCGCCUACCCCAAGCUGGUCAUCGCUCUCAUGCCCGUUGGUCUGCGGGGCCUGAUGAUCGCCGUGAUCAUGGCCGCCCUCAUGAGCUCGCUCACGUCCAUCUUCAACAGCAGCAGCACCCUGUUCGCCAUCGACGUGUGGCAGCGCUUCCGCAGGAAGGCGACGGAGCAGGAGCUGAUGGUGGUGGGCAGAGUGUUUGUGGUGUUCCUGGUCGUCAUCAGCAUCCUCUGGAUCCCCAUCAUCCAGAGCUCCAACAGUGGCCAGCUCUUCGACUAUAUCCAGUCUGUCACCAGCUACCUGGCCCCGCCUAUCACUGCCCUGUUCCUGCUGGCCAUCUUCUGCAAGAGGGUCACAGAGCCUGGAGCCUUCUGGGGGCUCAUGUUCGGCCUGGUGGUGGGGCUUGUGCGCAUGAUCCUGGAGUUCUGCUACCCCGCCCCAGCCUGUGGGGAGGUGGACCGGAGGCCAGCCGUGCUCAAGGACUUCCACUACCUCUACUUUGCCCUCGUCCUCUGCGGGCUCACUGCCAUUGUCAUCGUCACUGUCAGCCUCUGUACAACCCCCAUCCCUGAGGAAAAGCUCGCUCACCUAACAUGGUGGACACGGAACCAUCCUGCUGAGCUGGAGAAGGAAGCCCAUGAGGACACACCAGGGAAAGCAGAGAUCCCACCUGGGGAGCCCCCUGCAGGAGGCAGAGGGGAAGACCACUGCAGCCAGGGCCCGGAGCAGCAGCAUGGAGCCCCACGCAGAUCCUGGGGAAAGCUGCUUUGGGGCUGGUUGUGCGGGCUCUCUGGGGCCCCGCAGCAAGCCCUGAGCCCAGCAGAAAAGGCGGCGCUAGAGCAGAAGCUGACCAGCAUCAAGGAGGAGCCGCUCUGGAGAAGUGUCUGCAACGUCAAUGCUGUCCUCCUGCUGGCCAUCAAUGUCUUCCUCUGGGGGUAUUUUGCAUAACUCUGCAGACCUGGCUUCAGCUAAGACAGAGGAAACACAGCCCCAGCCUGGCCAGCCACAGACACUGGCUUUCCUCUCACCUUGCUGUCCGAACUGGAGACCCCAGAGGCUGAGGCUGCAAGAGUGCCUGCAGAGCCCCUCAUCCAGCCUGUGCCCUUGACUGGUGGUGAAACAGAGGUCCAGAGAGAGUGCUGGGCCUGCCCAGGACCACACAGCAGGAUUCACACUGGCCUCCUGACUCCAGCUCUCCUCCCAUUACAUUGCCUUAAAGUCCUACCUCAAAAAUGCUGUUUUUACCUUCUUGGUGAGUCUGCUCAGGAGCAUUUACUCAACGUGUGUCUUGAGAUUAAAAAGUGGAUGAUACAAGCAAAGGAGUAGCA
Molecule: messenger RNA, 2806 nt
Organism: Phyllostomus discolor (pale spear-nosed bat)
Lineage: Eukaryota; Metazoa; Chordata; Mammalia; Chiroptera; Phyllostomidae
Gene: SLC5A9
Product: solute carrier family 5 member 9
Exons: 15
Coding region: 381-2426 (681 amino acids)
Biological process (GO): transmembrane transport
Cellular component (GO): plasma membrane
Molecular function (GO): D-glucose:sodium symporter activity
Source: RefSeq, a predicted model, not a curated record